GCACUAGGCAAAUUAAAGAUAAAAUUAAAUAGCCAGAAAUACGCGUGUGUGACGUGCUAAUAGUUAAAUAGUUGUGCUUGCAAUCGUAAUGCCUAAAUAGACAAUAUUUUGAGCAAGUGUUUGUGCAAUAAAUACGGGCAGCGUUUGCAAAGCGCACAAAAUAUUAGAAACAAAUUUUCAAGCUACGGCUACUGGCUGAAGCAGCAGUACAAGCCACUGCCUCUUGCCCCUGCCCCGUCGUUGUUGCCGUUGUCGUUUGUCUGCUUUGGCGUUGCGUCCCGUAUGUAAAUGUAACCGAUGGACGACGAAGGCGACCCAAACAGAUGAUAUUCAUGUUGAGAAAAAAAAACAACAACAACAAAUACGAAGCGCAGCAAAAGCAGCCGCAGCCGUAGCAGCAGCAAGCAUGUACAUAUAGCCAUAUUAUUCAAUGAGUGUGUGCGCGAGCGUAUAAAAGAAAAUUAGAUAAAAAAUAAAAUGAAAUUAGCGCACGCCUGAAUUUCGAGUUUGGCGCAAGGUGAACCGAACCGAACCGAACUGUGAAUGUAUAUAAAAAUUUAGUGCAAAAAGACGAAAACAAUUUUCUCUUUGUGUGCGUUUGUCGUGCGUGUGCGAACCUGAAAGUGCUGCCACCUGCGAUUGCAAUUGCAAUUGCAUUGAUUUACGCAUACAUACAUAGCCGAGGAUAUAUACAGCAGUAUAUAAAUAUAUAUAUAUAUAUAUGUGCACACAAAACAUACACACACACACACAUGCUGACUGACUGAUAAAAGCCUGAGACACACACACAUGCACACACUCUGACGCCUUACACAGAGCUUUUGAACCACAAGAAGAAGGCAGCGAGACGCGUUUGACUGAUUGCCGUGGCACGCAGGGCCGUCGAAGUGCUGGAGUAGCAUUUGGAGGCAACACAUCAAGUGUGGAUAGAACAGCAAGCAAGUCCAAUGUCCAAUAAAAUCAAUCCAAAGCGCCGUGAACCGACAGUAGCAGCAGCAGUAGCAGCAGCCACGGCUGUGGUGGCCACCAAUACGAGCAGCUCGACCGGCUCCAGUGCUGGCAACACAUCCUCGGCGAACACAUCGUCCUCGUCCAGCUCUUCACUGUCGUCCGCCGGUGGCGGUGAUGCGGGCAUGUCCGCCGAUUUAACAUCUCUAUUCGAAUGCCCCGUUUGCUUCGAUUAUGUGCUGCCACCGAUUCUGCAAUGCUCCAGCGGGCAUUUGGUGUGCGUCUCGUGCAGAUCGAAGCUCACAUGCUGCCCAACAUGUCGCGGCCCAUUGGCCAAUAUACGCAACCUGGCCAUGGAGAAGGUCGCCUCCAAUGUGAAGUUUCCGUGCAAGCACUCGGGCUACGGCUGCACCGCCUCGCUCGUUUACACAGAAAAGACCGAGCACGAGGAGACCUGCGAAUGCCGGCCAUACCUAUGUCCCUGUCCGGGCGCCUCGUGCAAAUGGCAGGGACCGCUCGAUCUAGUCAUGCAGCAUCUGAUGAUGUCCCAUAAGAGCAUCACAACGCUGCAGGGCGAGGAUAUUGUAUUUCUGGCCACCGACAUCAAUCUGCCCGGCGCCGUCGACUGGGUAAUGAUGCAGUCCUGCUUUGGCCAUCAUUUCAUGCUCGUGCUGGAGAAACAGGAAAAAUACGAUGGACAUCAACAGUUCUUUGCCAUUGUCCAAUUGAUUGGAUCACGCAAGGAGGCCGAGAAUUUCGUCUAUCGCCUGGAACUAAAUGGCAAUCGACGCCGCCUAACAUGGGAGGCAAUGCCGCGUUCCAUACACGAGGGCGUUGCCUCCGCCAUACACAAUUCGGAUUGUCUGGUGUUUGAUACAUCGAUUGCGCAACUGUUUGCCGACAACGGGAAUCUGGGCAUCAAUGUAACCAUAUCUCUGGUCUAAAUUGAUCGAUAAAUGUGGCUUCUAAGAAGAAGACGAUGAUGAUGAUGAUGAUGGUGAUGAUCAUGGUGAUGAUGGAGUCGAUGAUGAUGAUGAAAAUGCAUCGUUUCUAAAACGAUACUCGAUAUACAUCAUGUACAUCAGGUACAUCAUGUAUGUAUAUGUAGCUCGGCAGGUCUCUCUGUCUGUGUGUCAGUCUGUCAGUCUGUCGGUCUGUCGGUCUGUCAGUCUCGUCUGCCGUCUGGCAAUAAUAAGUAGAUCUAGUGUUUCAUUUUCGAAAAAAAAAAAACAAGAAGGAAAAAAACAAACACAUUUAUUCAACAGCGAUUUAAUAUAUAUACAACUAUUUUUUUGUGGGUUUUAGUUUAAUUUAGUUUGUAAGCCGAACGGCGUGGGCAGCUGCCACAUAACGUACAUCCAUAAAUCCAUAAAUACAUCCCUAAAAGAAAAGAAAAACACACACAAACACACAGAAACAAACACACACGUACACUAUACGCAGCCUAGUUUAGUUAAUGUAAAUUAUUUUAUACAAACAACAAUAACAGAAAAUACUUGUAAAUGCUAUAAAAGUAAACAUCACUUUUAACGAAAUUAACAAGAAUAAAAUCUAUAUAUAUAUAUAAAUAUAUAUUAAUAAUAUGUAAUAA
Molecule: messenger RNA, 2539 nt
Organism: Drosophila montana
Lineage: Eukaryota; Metazoa; Arthropoda; Insecta; Diptera; Drosophilidae
Gene: sina
Product: seven in absentia
Exons: 2
Coding region: 948-1892 (314 amino acids)
Biological process (GO): multicellular organism development; proteasome-mediated ubiquitin-dependent protein catabolic process
Cellular component (GO): cytoplasm
Molecular function (GO): ubiquitin protein ligase activity; zinc ion binding; ubiquitin conjugating enzyme binding
Source: RefSeq, a predicted model, not a curated record